UUCGUCCUGAGAACCCAGAAGUCUGGGCCCCCAGCCCCUCCCCCUUCGAGGAUUCAGGAACCCACCCCCUUAAUCCCCAGUUGUGGAGAAUCAUGCAGUUCUACCCUCAGCUCCUCUCCUCUGAGGACACAGGAAUCCGGACCUCCAGGCCCUUCCUCCUUCGAGGAUAGAGGAAUUCACCUCCAACCCCUCUCUUCUGAGAACCCAGGAAUCCAGACCUCCCAGCCCCCUCCUCCUUCGAGGAUCCAGGAAUCCAGCCCCCCUCUUUGUGGAUGCAGAAAUCAAAGAGCCCAGGAUUCCAGCCUCCUCCUCCCUCGAGGAUCCAGGACCCCAGACCUCCAGACUCACAGCCCGUCUUCGAGAGCACUCAGAGGAGCCCAGGCCUCCAGCCUCCCCCUCUUUCGGAGCUCCGGACCCUUCUCCGGCCUAAACCCCGGAAAGCGGGCCCCCAGCCGGGUCUUCUCGGGUCCCCUCCCCAGCCCCGCUCCGGCCGCACGCACCCCGCGCGGGUCACAUCCACCCCCGCAAAGCCACAGGCGGUUACGCCACCCCCGAGCUCAGCCGCGCUCCCGGCGCCGCCCCGCACCCGUCAGUCUGCCGAUCUGCAGCCACCCCACCUCGUCUCCGGGCCCCACUCCCGGGCCCACCUGGGCGCGCGCCGGUCAGGAGGCGACCGAGCAGUCCUGACCCGCGGUCCACCCCGGGUCCAGCCACGCCUCCCCGACCAGAACGCCCCCGGCUCUCUCGGGGCCGGCCGGGCUGCGCGGUCCGUGGCCGGGCGCGGGGCCGCUUGCCGGGCUCCGGGUCGAGCGGUAACACAGCCAGGACCGGCGCCGGGAGCACGAGUCCGCCGCCGCACCAGGAACCGGGAUCUGCGAGCCGCGAGCACGUAA
Diceros bicornis minor is the source of this 893-nucleotide messenger RNA. RefSeq lists its product as uncharacterized. The coding region runs from base 273 to 893 and encodes 206 amino acids. NCBI's taxonomy places the organism in Eukaryota, Metazoa, Chordata, Mammalia, Perissodactyla, Rhinocerotidae. The transcript has 2 exons. The record is from RefSeq and is a predicted model, not a curated record.